Molecule: messenger RNA, 2234 nt
Organism: Aedes aegypti (yellow fever mosquito)
Lineage: Eukaryota; Metazoa; Arthropoda; Insecta; Diptera; Culicidae
Product: F-box/LRR-repeat protein 20
Exons: 11
Coding region: 752-2071 (439 amino acids)
Biological process (GO): SCF-dependent proteasomal ubiquitin-dependent protein catabolic process
Cellular component (GO): SCF ubiquitin ligase complex
Molecular function (GO): protein binding
Source: RefSeq, a predicted model, not a curated record
CUUUUGAGGAUUAGUGUUUUGAGUACUGUUUUUGUUUUGCUGUGAGAUUGUACUGUCUAAAAUUUUUAUGCGCGCCGUUUGAUUUGCUAGUGCUGAUGUCAACAGGCAGAACCACGAAUAAAAAAAGCUAGUGCUGGGUGUAAACAAAUAAUUAAACAAAAGAAAAGUGUUUGUAUGAAUAGCGUGAUACGAUGCGAAGUGCUGCUCUGGGCCGCAGUUCAAAUUCUCGAGCUGGCUGGUGAUGAAGGUGAUGGUAUUCGUGAAUAAACAGCAAUCAGCAGCAGAGCAACAACAAAAAAGAAAAUAAGCGGAGAGAAGAGAAAAUAAAAAAUAAACUUCGCCAUAUUGAAUUGCGAGAACUCUUGUGAUAAGUUUCAAAUUUUGCCUGCCAGAAUAAAGGUUCGGUUCCUGCUUCCCGAAGGUCCGGUGGAGUGCGAGUGAAGUGCUGUUCCGGAGUUCUACGAUGAAAUUGACACAGUGAUUGAAUGUGGAAUCAUGCUCAGCAGCUAAAGGAGUGACUGCUAAAGAUUAUUGUGGAAUCGGUCUAUACGUCGUAAAAUUAGAAGAACAUUUUAAGCAGGGGAUCUGUGUCGAAAAGAACAUCGCCCCUAAGCAGUAUAGUGUCACAAAGAAAGUGCUGAAGAAUAAUUCUAUAGUGAAUAAAAAGCUGGAGCUUCAGGGAUCAGACGGUUCGAAAACCAUUCAAAAACGUCGAUCUACGAGAAGGGCCAAGGGGCAGCAGCGGUGUAACAUGAAAAGUGCAGACAAGAUGAACCAAGUAGUGUCCAGAUAUAGAUUCGAGAAAACGUACAUAAUUCCCGAAGAUGAAAUAUCCAAGAAACUACCCAAAGAGAUAUUGUUGCGAAUUUUAUCCUAUCUUGACGUCACCUCGCUAUGCCGAUGUGGUCAGGUAUCCCGGUAUUGGAAUAUCCUAGCCCUAGAUGGUUCGAAUUGGCAGAAAAUCAAUCUGUUUGAUUUUCAGAGAGAUAUUGAGGGUACGGUUAUCGAAAACAUUUCGCUGCGGUGCGGCGGUUUCCUGAAAUAUCUCUGCCUCCGUGGCUGCCAGUCCGUUGGAAGCCAAUCGAUUAGAACCCUUGCUCAACACUGCCAUAACAUUGAACAUCUAGAUUUGGCCGAAUGCAAAAAGAUAACCGACGUUGCCAUUCAACCGCUCAGCAAAAACUGCAGUAAACUGACCGCCAUCAACCUCGAGUCCUGCUCGGAGAUCUCUGACUGUAGCCUAAAGGCACUAUCGGACGGGUGUCCAAAUCUCACAGAAAUUAACGUUUCCUGGUGUAAUCUGAUUACGGAAAAUGGUGUCGAGGCUAUAGCCAGGGGUUGCAAUAAAGUUAAAAAGUUUAGUAGUAAAGGUUGCAAACAAGUGAACGACAGAGCUGUUAUCGCACUAGCGUUAUUUUGUCCUAAUAUUGAAGUUUUAAAUCUACACAGCUGUGAAACUAUAACAGAUGCAUCCGUGUCGAAGAUAGCAGAAAAGUGCAUCAAUCUCAGGCAACUAUGCGUGUCCAAAUGUUGUGAGCUCACGGAUCACACACUGAUAGCACUAGCAACCUACAAUCACUAUCUCAACACUCUCGAAGUCGCCGGUUGCACUCAGUUUACCGAUUCAGGAUUCAUUGCAUUAGCUAAGAACUGUAAAUAUCUGGAACGAAUGGAUCUGGAGGAAUGUAGUCAAAUAACUGACGCAACACUGUCAAACCUCGCAGUGGGAUGUCCCAGUCUGGAGAAAUUGACUCUAUCACACUGCGAACUGAUUACCGACGAAGGCAUCCGGCAGCUGGCUGCCGGCGGUUGCGCUGCAGAAAGUCUCUCCGUCCUGGAACUGGACAACUGUCCACUGAUAACCGAUGCAACGCUCGAACAUCUAAUAUCCUGUCACAAUUUGCAGCGGAUAGAACUCUACGACUGCCAACUAAUAUCUAGAAAUGCUAUCCGUCGGCUGAGGAACCAUCUACCAAAUAUAAAAGUACAUGCGUACUUUGCUCCAGUGACACCGCCACCGACCUCAAACGGACCACGACCCCGGUAUUGUCGUUGUUGUGAGAUUCUCUGAGAUCAGGCAAUUGGCUUAGCCAGAAAAGUUCUCUGUAGGAGUAGAGAUGACUGAUAUUUAUACUUAUAAUUUAUACUUAUGAUUCUUAAAUGAGCAAGGAUGGGAAGUAAGAACCUUGGCAGCAUUAAAUUACUCACGGAACAAACAUUUUAUUCAUGAGAAA